Messenger RNA from Symbiodinium sp. CCMP2456, 2088 nucleotides. NCBI's taxonomy places the organism in Eukaryota, Dinophyceae, Suessiales, Symbiodiniaceae. The record is from the annotation of a GenBank genome assembly.
AUGGCGAACGCCACCCAGUCCUGGCCUUGGGGAAGCUACUGGGCGGCUCCCGAGGGAUUUUGGUGGGCAUCCCAGGCCGCACCAGCAGCCGCGAGCUGGAAUUUCAGCCGCUUGCAGGAGGCCUUCCCGGACCUGAACUGUGCGCGCCACGCGAGCUGGACUGCCUUGCGGCGGGAGCUCAUUGAUCUGACGAACAAAGAGGCCAUGGCUUUCCCGACGCACUGGCAGACCUGGCAGACGUCCAUCACCAUGCUGGUGCAGAAGCACACGCAGGGGAAGUAUGCUACCUCGACGUCCAUGGAGUUUCUCCACUCCCAUGGUUUCAAGGUCUGCCCUUUGGGUGUCGCUGCGCUCGCCGCGGCCACCUGGCUGGGUUGCCUCGGUGAGGUCGCCAACUUCGCGCGGGAGACCAAGGACGCGACCUUCGACCAGAGAUUCUGGAGCGUGGUCGCAAAGUGCGAAGCCUUGGGCAACAUCCUCCAGCAAGCGACCGUGGCUGCAACGAAGGCCACAGGCCUCAACGUGCUGGCGACGCUCGCAGCAACUAAGUGGCCGAUACUUGCUUUGCUUUCCGCGGGGGAGCAGCCGAUCCAGUGGCAUCUGCAUGCCCUCCUUGGCAGAUUGGCGGGUUUAGGAUCCCAGAAGCGCCUGUCACCAGAAGUGAACGUCACCAUCCAGGAUGGAUUCUGCUUCUCCGGCUUCCCACGCCAUCAGCGCCUUCUCAAGCGCUUCGCCGAAAUGGUUCGGUCCAUGGCAGAGUCCGCGAGGGCCAACUCUGGAUCGAAGUGGCUGAAGACGAGCCUGGAAGAUGAUUUUGGGCAGCAAAUGAUGCAGAUGCUGAAAAAGCGGCGAGAUCUCUCCUCUGUCUUGCCAAGGCUUCCACUUGUCUGCCAGCCGCUCUACUUUGCCAGUUACGUGUUGUGGGGCUUCGGCUAUGCGGGGGAUGCCGGCUACAUCACUGGAAGCGAUGCGGAUCUGCGAGCGCUGCUGUGGGAGUCUGUUCCCCUGGGCCAACUGCUUCUCACAAUGAAUUUCGUAGCGUUUCCUGUCUUUGGCUUCUGGCGGUACUUCCAGAGCUUCGUGCAUCAUCGUAUGGAGGUGCCAACUUUUCCCCGCCGAGCGAAGCGCCUCGAGGACGCAUUCCGCGGAGCCUUCUACGGAAGCCGCUGGCGCGCCUCCCUGGCUUUCGACCAUCUGUUUCAGCUGCUUCCCAGCAACGGGCUUUCCGAGACCCUCACGGUGGGCAGUGCCCUCCAGCGCGCGGUCGUGGCAAUGACGAGUCUCUGGGGCACACGCCAUGCUUUGCGUUUGCCUCUCUGGCUGAAGUGCCUCGUGCAAGCUGGCAUUGCUGCAACCAUUGUGCUCUGCCACGACGUGGAGGCUUUGAUGGUGUGCAAAAAGGUUCACGUUCACCCAGAGCUCUGUGCUUUUGCGGACGAGUGGCCAAGAAGCACCCUGAGCAAACCGACGGCUUUGGCUCUCGGUUUGGCCCGGGGCUACGACAUGCUGUGGCUGGACAUGGACGUGGUGUUAGUUCGAGACCCUCGUCCGCUUCUUUGGCCGCUGCGCUCUCCAGAAGCUCCGCCAGUGAGCCAGGAGGAGGGAAGCCACGUCACCAGCGGAGAGGAGUUUUGUGGGGAGCUUUUUGCCCAACAUCCACUUCUGCGCCCCAAAAUCCAAGGCAGCCGCUUUACUUCGACCAGCAAGUCCUGCGACAUCUGCUUGGCCUCACGAUUUCGGAAAUGUAUUCGAAGCCUGGCGAGCAAAUUGAGCCCUUCAAGCAAAAAGCUGAGCGGCUACACGACUGAUUGGAAGCGCCGCCUGCACAUGGGCCUCUAUACUCCGCAGUCGGAACUUUUUGGGGCGCGCCGCACCCCACCUUGGGGUGUGCUGCACCCGUGCAUUUUCGCCAUGAGCCCUUACACCACCUGGGGUGGCACACGGGAGCACUUGUGGCCUGGUUCUUCGGGGCAGAUCGCCGCCGCACAUGUUCUUGAGAGUUUUCCAACCGUCCGGACGCUUCACCAGCAGCUUCUGACGGAUCUUCUCGAAGCCACCUACAAGCAGAAUGAGGAGGCGGUGCGUUGA